This is a messenger RNA of Acanthosepion pharaonis, 810 nucleotides long. The record is from the annotation of a GenBank genome assembly. NCBI's taxonomy places the organism in Eukaryota, Metazoa, Mollusca, Cephalopoda, Sepiida, Sepiidae.
AUGGCUAAAUGGGACCAAAGGGACCCUCGCUGGAUUGUUGAGGUUCGACCUGAUGGUACGAAUGUGAAUAAUUGGCACUGGGUGGAGAAAAAUGCUACAACUUGGUCCAAAAAUAAAAUUACAGAACUCUUAGCUGGUUUAGUAAUUCAGAAUGAUGAUUAUUUCUGUGAAAUCACAGAAGUGACUAGACUUGAAGGUGAAGCUACUGCUAACAACAGAAAAGCCAAACUAAUUUUCUUUUAUGAAUGGGAUAUCAGAGCUGAUUGGUCAGGUAAACUGAAAAACGACACAACAAAAUAUAAAGGCAAACUUGACGUGCCAAAUCUAAGUGAGGAAAACUCUGCAGAAGAUAUUGAUGUGAAUGUGAGUGUAGAAGAUAGCAGUGAUACAGCUUACAGAGUCAAAGAGUUUAUGCGUUGUGAGGGAAUGAAAACAAUUCAACAACAACUUGGUGAAUAUAUCAAAUGUUUGAAAGAAGAAUUUAGCCAAGGAAUAAUUUUGCCUACUAAAGAUAACCAACAAGUGGUUGCUGAACAGAAAACUUCAUCUGGACAGAAUGUAGCCAAGCAGGAAAUGAACAAAACUAUUAAUGGAAACCAAGGACAUGCAAUCCGAGCUACAGAUGAUAUUCCAUGCAAAACCCUAAAAGCUAGAGAAGAAUUCAUUUGUUCAGCAGAGGAUUUAUAUCGAACACUCACCACAAAAGAGUUGAUGUUAGCUUUUACUAAUAGUGAAGUUUUUAUUGCUGGUCUCUCUCUCCCCCCCCUCCUUCUUUCUCAUUCAUUUCUCCAUAUCAGCAAUGGUUCUUAA